AUGUCGGGUUUUUCCUUUGGAUCCUCCUCCUUUUCUUCCUCCCAAUCUUCAUCUCUAUUUUGGUUCACUAACACUUCAUCCUCUUCUGCUUCACCUUUCUCAUUCGGUUCCUCUCCUUUCCCUUUCGGGCAAACCGCAGCCUCCACUGGAUUUUCGUUGGGAUCAUCCCCUUCCCUUUUCGCCUCCUCCUUCUCCUCCUCAAACCUUACUUCUUCUUCUUCCGCACCUUAUCUCUCUUUCGCAUUCAACUCCGCCCCUUCCUCUGCUCCUUCUUCAUCUUCGUCUCUUUUCUCCACUUCAACCCCUGCCUCUGCUUCGGCUCCGUCUCUCGGGUUCGGAUCUACGCCUUCAACUUCUGCUGCUGCUUCUUCUUCUUCGGCGCCUUCAUUGUUCAGUUUUAGUUCGGCAGCACCCAGCUCAUCGAGUUCUACUUCAUUGCUAUUUGGGCAAUCUUCUGCUGCUCCAUCUUCUUCUCCUUCCGUAUUCGGGGCAAGUUCCGGAUCGUCCCUUUUCGGGUCAGGUCCAUCAGCAGCUUCCGGGUCGUCUCUUUCUGGUUCGUCGGCGCCAUCUUUGUUUGGGUCAUCUGCAUCAUCUUCGAAUGCUACCUCAUCCUUAUUCGCUUCACCUUCAUCUGCAGGAGCCAGUUCAGGUUCCUCGCUGUUUGGGGCAUCUUCGGCUCCAAGUUCUAGUACCACCUUGUUAAGAGGGACGACUGCUGGAGCGGCGCCGUUUGGGGCACCAGCUACCAGCGCAAGUGCGGGGUCAUCUGCGUCCAUCGCAGCUGCUGGGUCUUCUCUGUUCGCAGCUUCUUCAGCUUCUUCUUCAUCCACAGCUGUUCCAGCGCCUAGUUCUACAACCCAAUCUACUUCUGCGCCUAUAUUUAGUGUGACUUCUUCUGCAAGUACAGCUACUACAGGAAUUGCUGCCGCUUCUGCUGCCUCUUCAGGUAGUGGAGGAUCUUUUACAGGUUUCAGUCUCACUAGCAGUACUGCUGCUUCUGGAGGUGCAAGUUCUACUUCUGGCUUCUCUUUCUCAACUAAGCCAUCGACUUCUGCCUCAUCAACACCUGCAGUGUCAAGCAGCACUGCACCUGCAUUUGGUUUCAGAGUCGUCUCUUCGGCCAUGGCUCCGGAGACACGAUCCUCUGACUGUUUUGCUGAGCUGCAAGAGCAAUUGGACCUCCAGAAAGCUUCCAUUGCUUCGGUCACCUCUCGAUUAGACCAUCAAUCACAAGCGAUUGAUGAUCUUAGGUCUUCCACUGCCAAGUUCGAUGACUCCCUGAAAGAUAUCCUUAACAAGGUUUCCUCGUUUUUUGCUGAUCAAGGUAAGCAACCACUUGUUGCUUUAGGGGAGGGUGGCCCGUCUUCUUUGUCACCGCCUCGAAUCCCAAACUCUGGGUCUCUACAUGAGGUCCUCAAUCCUCCCCAACAUUACAUAGUACCGACGAAACAAAGCAGAGUUGAAUUUCCUAAGUUCGAUGGUUCAGACUUUAGAGGUUGGGCCUAUCGGUGCCAGCAGUUUUUCGAGGUUGAUGGUACACCACCCGACCAUCGUAUUCGUUUGCUUAGCAUUCACUUGGAGGGUCACGCAUUGCGAUGGCACCAAACCUUUAUGCGCCACAAAUCCUUCUCCGACAUCACUUGGUUCGAUUACUUUCGGGAAAUGGAAAAGAAGUUUGCGGAUAUUCGUGAAGAGAAUCCAAUGAUUGCUCUUAAGGAAUUACAACAACUGGACGGCUCUGUCAUUGAAUAUGAACAGAAGUUUGAUGAGUUGCUCUCGAAGGUUGACAUACCUGAUGAAGUUGCUAUGAGCUUGUUUAUUGGCGGAUUGCGAGCGGACAUUCAAAGGUGUGUCCUUAAUUUCAAUCCAUCCUCCCUUGCGAGUGCAAUGCACAGUGCUCGGAUGCAGGAGUUGACGAUUCGGGCAUUACAUGACAACACCCCUGCGUUUGGCCGGCGAAUGACCCAAAUAGCAUUGAGAGGGAUGGAUUCUAGUGGGCUCAGGUCAACUGUUGAAUUGGGCUCUAUUUCAUGCUCAAAGAUGGAUUUUCCCUCACCAUCUAAGCCUAAGUCACAAGACCAAUAUUUGGCGGCCAACUCGUCAAACUCUGUUUUGGCGUCUUCCCCUAGGAUUUUGAGUAGUCCAACAAAACCGUCCCGCCAGCUUUCAAAGAAGGAGAUGGAUGAGCGACGUAGGAAGGGCCUUUGCUUUUGGUGCCUUGGAAAAUAUACUAGCAGCCAUUGCUGCAAAGAUUCCCAUCUCUUUAGGUUGGUGAUCGAUGAUGAUGAAGAGAGCUUUGAGGAGGCUCUGGAAGAAGUUCCUGUGGAGAACGAGGGAACAAUUAAUGCGAAUGAAGGCUAGGAGGAUACUUCGACCAUGAAGCUAGUAGGGCGCAUUAAAAAUUAGAGCGUCAUUAUCUUAAUAGACACAAGGAGCACCCACAACGUGCUUGAUGCCUCUACUGCUAGGUGACUUCAGUUGAGAGCUCGAGAGAGAAAGAAACAUGUCGGAGAGACUCUUUCUUUAACACUCACAUAAUAUUCACAACAAGAUAUGGACCAUGCAAAAGUUAUCUAAUGCUAACCACCGCACCUAGAAUACACUACUCGUCACUUCUAGGCAAACAUAGUGUUGUUUUCAUAAUUUGUCUUGUGUUGUUAUAGUGUAACUCUCAAAUAUUAAUCUUUCAACUCUUAGGUCCUGUUU
Molecule: messenger RNA, 2706 nt
Organism: Neltuma alba
Lineage: Eukaryota; Viridiplantae; Streptophyta; Magnoliopsida; Fabales; Fabaceae
Product: nuclear pore complex protein NUP62-like
Exons: 2
Coding region: 1-2361 (786 amino acids)
Source: RefSeq, a predicted model, not a curated record